UCCAAGAGUCCAUUAAGAGUGCAUGCCGACAAUAUUUAUGUGAGGCACAGUAAUUUAAUGUUGGAGGACCUCGAUAAGACCCAAGAAGAGGUUCUGAAACACCAAGCUAGCAUUAGCGAGCUAAAACGCUCCUUUAUGGAGGCGCCACCUCCCUCUCCUCCUCAGCCCAACCAGUGGGAGAAACGCCUCACCUCCUCUCCCGCUACAAUGAUGCGUAUUCAGCAGCAACAAGUGGUGAAUGCGUCCCAAACGGAAGCGAUCGCCGCUGAUAACAUGAACUCUGAAACCAAAGAACCUGCAAAGACGCCCGAAGUUGAAAUCGAAGAAACCGUUGUCGUCCAAGAGGUUUCCAAGGCAACCAAUCCGGUAUUCGCCACAGGCACCAGCGGCGCCCCUUCUGGCCAUGAGGUGGAAGUGAAGGCUGAAGAUAAAGAGGAAACGAGAGAGCCGAAGCAGGAGAGUAUUUCAUCUGACAGCGAGAGCGAGGAAGAAGCGGAGUACCACCCAAAUGUACCCAUGUUAAUCACUCACAUACAAGUUCCAGAAGAGAAAGAAGAGGUGGAGCAAGAGAAGGAGGAGGAGAUUGGUGCUCCGACUCUGGACGCCCCUGUCGCUGCUGGAGAAGCAGAGGAGCCGAGGAACGAAGAGACCGAGGUGGACAAGAACAAAGUUGAAGAAUGUCAGGAAAGCACAGAAGAGCUGAUGAUGACACCUGAGGAAGCUCCCAACGGUCUCCCGCUUCUUGAGGGGGGCGUGGUGGGGCUUCCUGUAGAAGAAGAAGAAGAAGCAGAGGAGCAGGAGGAGCCGAAAGUGAACGGAGAAGCCUCAGUGGUUGAACCAGAACCACGGCCGCAGGUUAUUUGUUGCUCUGAGCCUCCGGUGGUAAAGACAGAAAUGGUGACUAUAUCAGACACGUUUGCUGCCCAGAAAACUGAGAUAGCCACAAAAGAAGUGCCCAUCGUACACACGGAAACCAAGACCAUCACAUACGAAGCUGCGCAGCUGGACGGGAACAGUGAUGGCGAACCCGGAGUGUUGAUGACUGCUCAGACAAUCACAUCGGAAUCUCUCUGCACAACUACAACCACGCACAUUACCAAGACGUUAAAGGGCGGCCUAUCGGAGACGAGGAUCGAAAAGCGGAUCGUUAUCACGGGCGACUGUGACAUCGACCAUGACCAGGCACUGGCCCAGGCCAUUAAGGAGGCCAAAGAGCAACAUCCCGACAUGUCUGUUACCAGAGUGGUGGUUCAUAAAGAAACUGAGUUGGCUGAGGAGGAGGAGGAUUGACUGAACUCAGAGCUGAAGCGCCCAUCGUGACUGUUUUCCACUGACUGACCUUCAUUGUCCUGCAAUAACCGACCUGGACUGAGUGAGGAGGAGGAGCAAGAAAGGAGGCGGGAGUCAGGACGCCGAUAACGAAGUCUUUCUAACGUCUAUGGUGCAUCGAGAUCCUUCACUCUGAAACAGAGAUGAACAAUGUCCUCACUCAUUCCAAGGGAAGAACCACUUUGUUAGAUUAACAUUUGUAGCUUUUUUUUUUUAAUAGUGCUUUUUAAUAAUUAUUUUUUUUGUUCCUUUAACAACUUUCUUUUACAAAAAGAGAGCAGAUAGUCCCUAAAGCAGUUCGGCAUUAAAAACCCAUGGACCCUGAUAAGAGAGAAACUGAUACAAUUAAUAUUGUACAAAAGAUAUCACAGGUACUAGAAGCUGAUAGAGUACUCGCUCAGCACUCCAAAUCCAGCUUUAUUCUGCCAUAUUUUUUAAAUAACAGGGAAAAAACAAAAAUAAUUUUACUAAAUCAUAUUGGUGGGGUUUUUUUGUUUUUUUUACACUGAUAUUUAGCUUUUUUGGAGAUGUUAUUGGUGCAUUCCCACUUGAAAAAAAGAAGUUAUUGUUAAAUUACAGCUCCCUCCUUUACAUUAUUUGAGUUGAAAAGUACCCAAAUUAAAUAAGUUCUAAACUUUUACAGUAACAGUGAACUUUAAUAUUCAGAUGAGUGCCACGUUAUAUUUUGUUACUAAUGAAUUAAAAAAUAAAGCAGGGUUCUGUAAUUAAAAUAUUGCAAUAAAAAUCAAAUUGUUUGACUUUAUGGUUUUUGUUCUUACUCGUCUACAUUCCGUGUGCGGUGAAUCUCAGUUGAGUGAGUUCAUUUCCAGCUCUCUUCAGAGUUCUAUUUUAUUUUUUGGACGCUGUUUUUUUUGGGGGGGGGGGGGGGGGGGCGCAAUCUCCAAAUGUUUGAAUCAUUACAGCUUUAGAAUGAAUGUUUCAGGUGGAAUUAUUUCCUUGUAAUCUAUAUUUUUAAACACUCUGCAGUUAGAAAAAUGGUUUUUAUUUGUACUGAAAAUGAAUGGAUUUUAAAGCUGGUGUGGGCAACUUUUUUUUUUUUUUCCUUUGUGUGUACAGUUGAAAUGCUUUCCUUGGCCCCACCCACUGUGCGACAUUCUCUAUUCUUAUUGGGCUACAGGGGAGCAAAGGGAGACCAGUAACCUGAAGGAUUUGAAAAGAAACAACUACAGUGAUUUUUUUUUUUUUUUUUUUUUUUCUAGACUCAUUUUUGGCAAAAUAAAUGUCCGGUCAUUUCACAUCCUGCAGUGAAUUAAUGGGGACACUACCACAGAUUAAAAAAAUUAACUCUAAAUGUUGCAAAACUCCAAAGUUUUAUUACACAUAGGAUGUUAAGUGACUUUUUUUUAAAGCAGAUUUUUUUUAUGGAUAAGAUUUUCUUUGAGAGGAAAUUGUUCCCAUUUUGGCUACUUUACAUCAACCAAGUUAUUUGCAGUGUUAAUGUCAUUUUGUUCGUUGUGGAGCGUUUUCAAGUUCAGAAAAAAAAAAGUCUGUUUAGGUUGUUCGGCUGAAUUUGCACCUAGCAACGGCACAAGCUAAAACCGAAGCACAUCACAGAAGUGCUCCUAAGUCUGAAAUGGAUUUUCAGUUCAAUUUAAAUUUACAGCUAAAUUCUAGUAAAAAUAUACUCCAUGUAAAUUGUCGUUUUCUAACAUUUGAAGUCUGCAAAAUCCAGCUAGCUGCUAGCAAAGUGGUCUCACAGAUACGGCCUUGGUUAGAUCUACAAACCAGAUCAGAACUCAAAAAUGUGUUUAAAUGAGGAAAUGGAACAUAUUCUCCAGGUAUCAAACUGGUUCUUAAAAAAAAAAAGAAAAAAAAAAAGUUAUUUCGUGUUGUAUUUUUUUUUUUUUUACGAGUGUGUUGUAAUCGGGACUGAAGUCUCCAAUAUGCAGAUUAACGACAUUCCACGGGGGGCAAUUUUAACAUCUAUAUCUCCCACAAAGAGACAGAAUUUGUAUAAAGAAAUAAAUAAAAUAAAAUCCUUGCUGCAGCUUUGGAGGUUUUUGCUAUUUCAAUAAGAAACAAAAAAAAACUAUGAAGCAGAAGUUUUAUGACAAAAAUGUGAUCUUAAUGUUGACAAGUGGGUCUGUAGUGCCCCCUUCUGGACACUUUAAUCUUUGGACGUUUUACCUUCAGGUCCCCCUUUUUUUUCAAAACAAUCACAGGAGCUCUGGGGUCCCUGCAGUCAGUUUUCCAAAAUGCCUGAUACACUUUUUUGUUUUGUUUUUGGUCACUUUCACACCACCAUGAAUUUGUGCCACAAAUGAAUGUUUUUAGACAGUUUUCUAAGAAAAGGAACCAGUUUCUAUGUAAGAUUCAUACCACGGUACGCCGGCAUGAGAGAACCAGCAGUGUCUUUGUAUCUGCCUGGCUGCCCCAUUGUUCAAUUUUAGUCAACCAAUGAUCACUAAUACUCUUUUAAAAUCCAGCAUAUAAAAUGUCUUGUGUGUACCUACACUGCCACACCCCUCCUGUGUAACGCUGUUUAAAUAAAGUACUGUUAUACUCUGAA
This is a messenger RNA of Thalassophryne amazonica, 3859 nucleotides long. RefSeq names its product band 4.1-like protein 2. The record is from RefSeq and is a predicted model, not a curated record. NCBI's taxonomy places the organism in Eukaryota, Metazoa, Chordata, Actinopteri, Batrachoidiformes, Batrachoididae. The transcript has 10 exons. The coding region runs from base 58 to 1290 and encodes 410 amino acids. Gene Ontology annotation, cellular component: cytoskeleton; plasma membrane. Gene Ontology annotation, molecular function: structural molecule activity; actin binding. Gene Ontology annotation, biological process: cortical actin cytoskeleton organization.